Aphanomyces invadans is the source of this 570-nucleotide messenger RNA. RefSeq lists its product as hypothetical. Gene Ontology annotation, cellular component: extracellular region. The record is from RefSeq and is a predicted model, not a curated record. The transcript has a single exon. The coding region runs from base 1 to 570 and encodes 189 amino acids. NCBI's taxonomy places the organism in Eukaryota, Oomycota, Saprolegniomycetes, Saprolegniales, Verrucalvaceae.
AUGUACUACCAGACUGCCGUGCUUGUGAUGUCAGGCAUGUACUCUUGCGUGGCUGGCCAACGCCAGCCAGUCGCGCCGUGGUCAACGAGUGUGCUGCCGAUGCUCAAUCUCUUGGACAGUGUCAAACCGUGCGAAUACACGACGGUGGUCCUUCCGUUUUUGCCGUACUUGGUGGACAUUCAAAACUGCACCACAGACAGCAACUACACGUUCGUGCCUCCUGCGGCAUUUCCGACGGCAAAACAAACUCAAGCGCUGUGCACGAAGCCUACAUGUACAAAUGCCCUCACCACCCUGCAGUCAUUGGAUAUGCCGAACUGCACGGUGCCAUCGCCAACCGGCGAGCCAGUGCUACUCGACGUUUUGAUCCGUCAUAUCGUGGCUUCAUGCGAUGCUCGUGCUGCAACGUACAUGCCGACUGUCAUUCCAGUAACCACCAUGACCCUCGAUGAUGCUGAGGCAGAGACGGAGCCGCAGGCAACCGUGACGUCGUCGGCGCAUCCACUGCGCGGUUUGUCAGUUGGCGCACUCGCCAUCACGAUCGCGUCGCUGAUCAUGCCAUUUGUAUAG